UCAUCUAGAACUUUCUAGUGCCUUCGGCUCGCCGUCUUCCACUCUUCCUCCGCUUCCACAUCAUUCUGGGCCCUCCGCGAAUUCUCCCUUCCCGCCUCUUAUAAUCCAUCUCCUCUCUCUCCAAAUCCCAGAUAACCAACCGAAAAACACAAACGCCAAGCGAAUCGCGGCAAGGAAUUCGACGAAGACCUUGUUAAUCCCCAAUCACCACUGCUUGUUCUAGCCUGUAGAUUGUUCGGUAGAAGAAGGUAGCGAUGAAUCCCGACAAGUUCACGCACAAGACCAACGAGGCGCUGGCCUCGGCGCACGAGUUGGCGUCGGAUGCCGGCCACGCCCAGAUCACGCCGCUGCACCUCGCCGCGGCGCUGGCCGCGGACCGGUCGGGCGUCCUCCGCCAAGCCAUCGCGCACGCGUCCGGCGGCAACGACAUCGCCGCCGCGGAUUCCUUCGAGCGCGUCGUCGCCUCCGCGCUCAAGAGAAUGCCCACGCAGUCGCCGCCGCCGGAGACCGUCCCGGCGUCCACCGCGCUGGUCAAGGUCAUCCGCCGCGCGCAGUCUGCGCAGAAGGCGCGCGGGGACUCCCACCUCGCCGUCGACCAGCUGCUCGUCGGCCUCCUCGAGGACCCCCAGGUCUCCGACGCGCUCAAGGAGGCCGGCGUCGCCGCGUCGCGGGUGAAGGACGUCGUCGAGAAGCUCCGCGGUGACAACCGCCGCGUGGAGUCCGCCUCGGGGGACAGCAGCUUCCAGGCGCUCAAGACGUACGGCCGCGACCUGGUCGAGGUGGCGGGCAAGCUCGACCCGGUCAUUGGCCGCGACGACGAGAUCCGGCGCGUGGUGCGGAUCCUGUCGCGGCGCACGAAGAACAACCCCGUCCUCAUCGGCGAGCCCGGCGUGGGCAAGACCGCGGUCGUGGAGGGGCUCGCUCAGCGGAUCGUGCGCGGCGAUGUCCCCAGCAACCUCCUCGACGUGCGCCUCGUCGCGCUCGACAUGGGCGCCCUCGUCGCCGGCGCCAAGUACCGCGGCGAAUUCGAGGAGCGGCUCAAGGCCGUGCUCAAGGAGGUGGAGGAGGCCGAGGGGAAGGUGAUCCUGUUCAUCGACGAGAUACACCUCGUGCUCGGCGCCGGGAGGACGGAGGGUUCCAUGGACGCGGCUAACCUGUUCAAGCCAAUGCUCGCGAGGGGGCAGCUCAGGUGCAUUGGCGCGACGACACUCGAGGAGUACCGAAAGUACGUCGAGAAGGACGCAGCAUUCGAGAGGCGGUUCCAGCAGGUGCACGUUGUUGAGCCCAGCGUUGUCGACACUGUCAGUAUCCUGAGAGGCCUUAAGGAGAAGUACGAGGGACACCAUGGUGUCAGGAUCCAGGACCGUGCGCUCAUCGUUGCCGCGCAGCUCUCGUCGAGGUACAUCAUGGGUCGCCAUCUGCCUGACAAAGCUAUCGAUUUGGUUGAUGAGGCCUGCGCAAAUGUGAGGGUGCAGCUCGACAGCCAACCGGAGGUGAUUGACAACCUUGAGAGGAAGAGGAUUCAGCUUGAGGUCGAGCUCCACGCGCUCGAGAAGGAGAAGGACAAAGCCAGCAAAGCUCGGCUAGUUGAGGUAAGGAAAGAAUUGGACGAUUUGAGGGACAAGCUGCAGCCGCUGCAGAUGAAGUACCGCAAGGAGAAAGAGAGGAUAGAUGAGAUCAGGAAGCUGAAGCAACGUCGGGAAGACAUGCUGUUCAGCGUCCAGGAAGCCGAGCGCCGGAUGGAUUUGGCCCGCGUAGCAGACAUCAGAUACGGUGCUCUCCAAGAGGUUGAUGCUGCCAUUGCCAAGCUGGAGGGUGAAACCGGAGAGAACCUGAUGCUGACUGAGACUGUUGGCCCGGAGCAGAUUGCUGAGGUGGUGAGCCGCUGGACUGGCAUUCCAGUGACUAGGCUUGGACAGAAUGAAAAGGAGAGGCUGGUUGGGCUGGCUGAUAGGCUUCAUCAGAGAGUCGUUGGACAGCAAGAAGCUGUCAACGCAGUUGCAGAGGCUGUUCUGAGGUCCAGGGCUGGUCUUGGGCGGCCACAGCAGCCUACUGGCUCAUUCCUCUUCCUUGGACCGACAGGUGUAGGCAAGACUGAGCUUGCCAAGGCUCUUGCUGAGCAGCUAUUUGAUGAUGAGAACCUGCUUGUUCGGAUUGACAUGUCCGAAUACAUGGAGCAGCAUUCAGUUGCCCGGCUAAUCGGAGCACCACCUGGGUAUGUUGGCCACGAGGAAGGAGGUCAACUGACAGAACAAGUUAGGAGGCGACCCUACAGUGUCAUUCUCUUUGAUGAGGUUGAGAAAGCACAUGUGGCAGUGUUCAACACUCUGCUCCAGGUUCUAGAUGAUGGUAGGCUGACUGACGGUCAAGGCAGGACAGUAGACUUCAGGAACACUGUGAUCAUCAUGACCUCAAACCUUGGCGCUGAGCACCUCCUUGCCGGGAUGGUGGGCAACAACUCGAUGAAGGCUGCUCGCGAUCUGGUUAUGCUGGAGGUGAGGAGACAUUUCCGGCCCGAGCUUCUGAAUCGUCUGGAUGAGAUCGUGAUCUUCGAUCCCUUGUCGCAUGAGCAAUUGAGGAAGGUUGCUCGGCUGCAGAUGAAAGAUGUGGCUGUCCGCCUUGCUGAAAGGGGUGUUGCCUUAGCUGUGACUGAUGCUGCCUUGGAUGUGAUCUUGUCGCUCUCUUACGAUCCGGUCUAUGGUGCCAGACCGAUCAGGAGAUGGAUUGAGAAGAGAGUAGUGACCGAGCUGUCCAAGAUGUUGAUCAAGGAAGAGAUAGACGAGAACUCCACGGUGUUCAUAGACGCUUCUCCCAACAAGGAAGAGCUGACUUACAAGGUCGACGCGAACGGAGGACUGGUGAAUGCGCAGACAGGGCAGAAGUCUGAUAUCUUGAUCCAGGUUCCUAGUGGAGCUAUCAACGGCGGAACAGCACAAGCGGUGAAGAAGAUGAGAAUCAUGCAAGAUGAUGAAGAUGCUGACGACAUGGAAGAAGAGUAGAAUAGACAUAGGGAACUCUCCUCGACGUAGUUAUAGACAAUUGUUGUGUGAAAAUUGUGUGAGGUGCAAUGCUUGGGGCUGUCAAGUGCUAACGCCCCUGCAAAUGAAAGUGUUGAGAUGAAAUCGAACUGUGGAUAUUAAGGCAAGAUUCCGUUACAUUGAAUUCGGAGUGUGUUGAUUACCCA
This is a messenger RNA of Setaria italica (foxtail millet), 3184 nucleotides long. RefSeq names its product chaperone protein ClpB1. The transcript is spliced from 7 exons. Gene Ontology annotation, cellular component: cytoplasm. The record is from RefSeq and is a predicted model, not a curated record. Bases 255 to 2999 code for a protein of 914 amino acids. NCBI's taxonomy places the organism in Eukaryota, Viridiplantae, Streptophyta, Magnoliopsida, Poales, Poaceae. Gene Ontology annotation, biological process: cellular response to heat. Gene Ontology annotation, molecular function: ATP binding; ATP hydrolysis activity.